Puntigrus tetrazona (Sumatra barb) is the source of this 838-nucleotide messenger RNA. RefSeq names its product Fc receptor, IgE, high affinity I, gamma polypeptide like (gene fcer1gl). NCBI's taxonomy places the organism in Eukaryota, Metazoa, Chordata, Actinopteri, Cypriniformes, Cyprinidae. Gene Ontology annotation, biological process: cell surface receptor signaling pathway. The transcript is spliced from 5 exons. Gene Ontology annotation, molecular function: IgE receptor activity. Gene Ontology annotation, cellular component: Fc-epsilon receptor I complex. The coding region runs from base 56 to 376 and encodes 106 amino acids. The record is from RefSeq and is a predicted model, not a curated record.
UUUCGGACAGUUUGUCUCAGCCCACAGUUUCCUGUUAAAUGACUCUGUCACUGCCAUGGUUUACUCUUCCUCUUCACUUCUCUGCUCAACUCAUUUCAGAGGAAAGAUGCAGUCGCUGGACGUCUGUCUGAUUCUCCUGCUCAACGCCGGACGAGUCGCUGCGCAGCAGGGUGGAGACGUGUGUUACGUUCUGGACGGGAUUCUGAUUGUUUACGGCAUUGUGUUGACCGUCCUUUACUGCAGAUUAAAGAUGCGUUCUUCUGGAGCGAAAGAGAAGCAGGACGGAGAGAUUUAUCAGGAUCUGGGACGGCGGGACGCAGACACCUACGACACCAUCGACACCCACCAUCUUGGGAAGAAGAAGCCGCUGGCCUAAAAGAGACCCCCGAACCGCAGAUCAUUGGGCGUUCAUGCCCUAAAAACUGUAUUCGUGAGCCUGGAGCAUGAAAGCAGUCAUAAGCAGCUUGGGUAUAUCUGUAGUCAUUCACAAAAACACGCUAUAUGGCUCAAAAUGAUCUUUUUUUGCACCCUCAGAUUCAAGAUUUUCAAAUAGUCGUCUCUCAGCUGAAUACAUCAAUGUAAAGAUUAUUUAUUCAGAUUUUAAAUGAUGUAUGAAUCUCAGUUUUGGUUUAAAAUUGGACCCUUAUCACUGGUCUUGUGCUCCAUGGCCACGUUUUUGCGUUGUUUAUAAGAAAGCGAACCGGCUUGGUUGAGUAUGAGAGUCUGCUUUAUUGUUGUUGUCUGCAUGCGUCUUUGAGACGAGCGUCACUUUUAAUGUGUAAAAUACAUGUAUAAGGCGAUUUAUUUCAACAUAAUAAAAUAAUAUUUUUAACUUGGA